CAUUGACUCUCUCUCUCUCUGCACAGAUGCUGACAGACCUGCUGAGUUUGUGUGGUGAUGUGGAAAACGGGUGAUUUGUUUUAGAGGGUGUGGCUGAUCUGGUUUAUGUGUGUGUAUGAGAGAGAGAGAGAUUUUUAUACCCUGCAGUGAAUUCGACCAAUCGUUAACACGUCUUAAAUGUACGACUUGAAGGGUGAUUCGAGGUGCAUUUAACCUCGACCCCGCUUCUCUCUCUCUCUCUCUCUCUAAACCGCUUCCAACUCUUUCUGUGAUCUGUGAUUUGCUUCUGCUCACCUCUCUCGACACUGAUCGCUUUAAUUAGAAACUGAAUCAGGGUUGGAUUACGUGUGGAUGGUUCCAACUCUUCCGGGUCGACAAUGAUUUUUUAAGGGGGAAAAAAAACCACACACACAUAAGAAGGGCAGAUCGGAGUGAGUGGUGGACAAUUCCUGCAAUCAGUUCUAGGCAGAGAGACGUAAACAGACAAACCAGCCAGCAGAAGGUGUGCUAGCAAACAUGAGGUAUCGGGUCGGCGCUGGUGGCAGCAGCAGCUAAGAGAUGGAAGAGAAAGCGGUGCCUGGGAGCCAGUGCAGCUCCGACGCUGGGCGGCCAGGAGAUGCUGGUGGGUUGGGCGCAGGGUCAGCUACUCCCCGGACUGUCUCCAAGUGCGAGCACGGUCAGCCGGACUCCCAAGGCACCCUUCACAGAGCCCUGGACUUCAAGCUGCAGGGCAACCAGUGCUACAAGGCGAAGAAAUUCCGAGAAGCCAUCGGCAAGUACCACCGGGCUCUGCUGGAGAUGAAGGGCUUCCUGGCGGUCACCGACCCCGAGCCGUCCCCGGCUGUCCCGGUGCAGCCUUCCUCCUGCGGGAGGGCGCCGGUCACACUGACCGAGGAGGAGAGGAGGCUGCUGGAGAGUAGCGAGAUCGAGUGUUACAACAGUCUGGCGGCUUGCUUGCUACAAGCUGAACUGGUGAACUAUGAACGAGUAAAGGAAUACUGCCUCAAAGUCCUGAAGAAAGAAGGAGACAAUUUCAAGGCCCUGUAUCGCUCUGGUGUGGCUUAUUAUCACCUUGGAGAUUAUGAUAAAGCAUUACAUUAUCUGAAGGAAGCAAGAAACCGAGAACCAACAGAUACAAAUGUCAUCAGAUACAUCCAACUGACAGAGAUGAAGCUCAGCAGAUGCUCGCAGAGGGAGAAAGAAGCACUUUAAAGGCAUUCGAUACUGCAGGGGUAGGAGAGGACAACUGCUGCGGUGACUGGUGGGCUUUGUUUCACCAUUAAACUUUAUUCUCUGGAUUGGAAGCUUGCCUGCAUGAGACGAGCUCCGGUUCCCCAGCUGAGGAACUGCAGAGCCAGAGGCCAUUUGAAGUUUGGCAUUUUGUGUAGCCAGAAACGGAUUGGGAAAAGAUCUUGAGGCUGUGACGUCAUUACAAGAAUUUCGGCAAGCUUUGUUAGGAACAUUUUUUUUAAAAAUUGCAUCGCUUGUUGAGGAAGGUAACGUGUUUAAAAAGUUCUUCUUUUUUUUUUAAAUGACUGUUAACAGAAGUUUACAGAGAAACUGAAAGUGGGAGUAGUUUACCACUCUCCGUGGAUGGGGAGAGAAGUAAGUUUGCAAUGACACCACAGCAAUCUCUCAAAAUGGCCAACUCCAGAUCUCCUGAUUGAAAACUGGCCAAGGGAGAUUAUCAUCAAACAAUUGAUUUGAUGGACAGCAUCCAAAACAUUUGAGCAGAAAGCAGUCCUGUAUAUUUGCACUGCCAUUUAGCCUUUACUCAUUAAAGUUUUAGCAAUUUGAAGGGAAGGUUGAGAGUUGUUGCUCGUAGAACCUAUUUAGAAUAAUACACGUGAAUUAUUAUAUUCAGAUUUUAAGAAGUACCUGUACAGUGAGGGAACAAGUAUCUAUAACUAUUAUCAAUUUUGAUAAACAUGCUUUAAAUUAAAAAAAAUACUUUUAUUGAAGUGGUAUAUAACACAAGUGUUGAGCAUGCUAAGUGCAUUGGCAAAACAAAGUGGAAGAAGAGCACAAUAAUUGUUUGCAAUUACCCUGAGAUUAUGUUGCAGUGUGCAAAAUGCAUAAUGCACUUGUCUAGAGCUUUUCUAUCCAUUAUUUUAGUGGCGAUAUUAAACAAUUAAGACAGAAACGUGCACUUGGUAGCUGGAGCAAUGGAAGAGAGAGAAAUGUAUUAUUUUUUAACUAGAAAAGAAGAUGGAUGUUUUUAGGUCUCACUGAUAGCCAUUUGUUUCCAUGGUGAUAGAGUCCAUUAGCAACUGCACAGAAAACAUAGAUGUGUGUUCUAACACAGUAGACUUUGAAUAUCUUGAGACCUGAGGGUGUUAAUAUGUAUCUGCUGGUUGUGAGACUUUACGUGUUAGUCAGUACUCACAAUUUCAUUAAUAAGUCAUUGACUUUGAACAGUUGUUUAAAUGAUUUACUAGGAGACGGUCUCUAUUCUAACAGGCACAUUGCAAAAGAGAGUGGAAGCUGAACUACUCAUUAAUAAAAUUACAAGUGCCAGGGCAAAUGCUGCACUUGUCAAUUUUCAAAUAAUUAAAUAAUGGAUUCAGCUCUUAUUAGCCUAUGUUGUGAACAGUGCAAGCAAUAUCUUAAGACAGUGCAUGGAAGAGUAAAAGAAUGUGUUAUAGGAUAAGAAAGCGUUGGAACUGCACAGUGAACAUCUGAAAAAUAAAAGAUAAUAUUGUGUGUGGUACCAGAGCAGCUGGGUAUUAAAGCCAUUCCCCUCUAAUUUCAAAUAUUUAUAAAUUUGUUUUCUCCAAUUGAUACAAUGAGCAUGUGUUAUUAGAGGGAAAUAUUAGAGCAAGGUAUUUGGAAAAUUUAUACAUCAAACGACACAUCUACCCAACAAUCUGGAAGAAUGCCCAGGUUUGCCUUGUGCACAAAAGCAGGACAACCCCAUCCUUAUCAGUCUACUCUCCAUCAUCAGCAAAGUGAUGGAAGGGAUUGACAGUGCCAUCAAAUGGCCCUUGCAAAGAAAUAACGUGUUCACUGAUGCUCAGUUUGUAUUCCACUUGGGCUGAUAUCAUUACAGCCUUGGUCCAAACAUGGACAAAACAGCUGAAUUUUCAGAAACUAGGUGAGAGUGAUUGCCAUUGACAUGAAGGCUACAUUUGACUGAGUGUGGAAUCGAAGAGCCUUAGCAAAACUGUAGCUGAUGGGUAUCAGGGAAAAACUAUAGUUGGAUCAUGUCUGGCACAAAGGAAGAUGGUUGUGUUUGCUGGAGGUCAAUCAUCUCAGCCCCAGGGCAUCACUGUAGGGGUUCCCCAUGAUAGUGUCCUAAACUCAACCAUCUUCAGCUGAUUUAAGAAUGACCUUCUUUCGAUCAAAAGAAAAGAAAUGGGAUGUUCACUGAUGUCUGCUCCGUGCUCAGCAUCAUCGACAACUGCUUAAAUUCUGAAUCAGUGUCCACAUGCAAGAUCUGUACAGUAUACAGGCUUGGACUGAUAAGUGGCAAGUAACACAUCACCAAUGACAGAAUUUAAUCAUCGUCUUGUGAUGUUCAUUGGCAUUACCAUCACUGAAUCUUUCAUGGUCAACACUCUGAGGGUUAUCAUUGACCAGAGACUGAACUAAACCAGCCAAAUAAAUAUUGUAGCUACAAGAGAAAGCCAGAGGCGAGGAAUCCUGCAGUAAGUAAUUCACUUCUUGACUCCCUACAGUGUCAGUCCACUAUCUGCGAGGCAUGUUUUAGAACUGUGAUAUAUACUUCACUUGCCUGGAUAGGUGCAGUUCUCUAUUAGUGGGCGGCACGAUGGCACGGUGGUUAGUACUGCUGCC
Chiloscyllium plagiosum (whitespotted bambooshark) is the source of this 3795-nucleotide messenger RNA. It is a transcript of the gene ttc9, whose product is annotated as tetratricopeptide repeat domain 9. Gene Ontology annotation, molecular function: protein binding; protein folding chaperone. Gene Ontology annotation, cellular component: membrane; mitochondrial envelope; cytosol. NCBI's taxonomy places the organism in Eukaryota, Metazoa, Chordata, Chondrichthyes, Orectolobiformes, Hemiscylliidae. The record is from RefSeq and is a predicted model, not a curated record. Gene Ontology annotation, biological process: protein folding; negative regulation of apoptotic process.